Molecule: messenger RNA, 2349 nt
Organism: Apaloderma vittatum (bar-tailed trogon)
Lineage: Eukaryota; Metazoa; Chordata; Aves; Trogoniformes; Trogonidae
Product: collagen alpha-5(IV) chain-like
Exons: 21
Source: RefSeq, a predicted model, not a curated record
GUCCAAAAGGUGACCCUGGCCAGACUGUUACAGAACCAGGAAUUCCUGGUCCCCCUGGUCCUCCAGGAAGAAAUGGUGACCCAGGUCUUCCAGGAGAACCUGGUCAGCCAGGUCAGCGUGGCUUAUCAGGCAUCCCAGGUGCAAAGGGAGAGCCAGGUAUUCCUGGCAUUGGGCUUCCAGGUCCACCAGGCCCAAAAGGUUUCCCGGGGACUCCAGGUCCCCCCGGAGCUCCAGGAACUCCAGGUCGCCCAGGUCUAGAUGGACCUCCUGGACCACCUGGUUUCCCAGGACCAAAGGGGGAUCGUGGAUUUGGAGUUCCAGGACCACCUGGACUCCCAGGACCACCAGGCCCAAAAGGAAUUCAGGGACCUAAAGGUGAUUCUGGCUUCCCAGGAAACCCUGGUCUCCCAGGACAGGCAGGUUUUGAUGGAACUCCAGGGCCCAAAGGUGACCCUGGACCAAGUGGACCACCAGGACUCCCAGGCCCACCAGGCAUCCCUGGCAUAGGUGGUCAAGGCCUACCCGGAUCUCCAGGACCUCCGGGUCCUGUUGGCCCCCCAGGGUUGCAGGGCAUUCCAGGGGAGAAAGGGGAUCCAGGUCCUCCAGGCUUCGACAUUCCCGGUCCUCCAGGUGACCGAGGAACCCCAGGAUAUCCAGGACCCCCUGGUCUCCCCGGGCCUCAGGGUUCACCUGGAGCACCUGGCCGGGAUGGAAUACCUGGAUUUCCAGGUGCCAAAGGUGAGAUGGGUGUCAUGGGAGCUCCUGGUCCCCCAGGGCCUCCUGGAACUCCUGGAAGAAGUGGCUUGCCUGGCUUGAAAGGUAAUAAUGGAUUACCUGGUCCACCAGGACCUCCUGGACUGAUAGGACAGAAAGGUGUCAAAGGUGAAGCAGGCCUGCCAGGUACACCUGGAAAAGUUGAUCCAAACCAGCUAGGAGCAAAAGGAGAAAAAGGCGAGCCAGGUGUUCCAGGUAUUCCUGGUUUAUCAGGACAGAAGGGUUAUCAAGGUCUCCCAGGUGAUCCAGGCCCACCGGGACUUAGUGGCCCGCCAGGGGUGCCAGGAUUACCAGGCAUCAAGGGAGACAUGGGGAUUCCUGGGCAGCCAGGACCAGCAGGACCACCAGGAUUAAAAGGUGCCAUGGGAGAGAUGGGCCUUCCAGGACCUCCAGGGAUUAAAGGCAGCCAAGGAAUAGCAGGACAUCCAGGGCAGCCUGGGCCUGCAGGAUUUCCUGGACUGAAAGGAGAGAAAGGUGACCCUGGUCUUUCAAGCAUUGGUAUUCCUGGUCUCCCUGGACCAAAGGGUGAUCUUGGUUUGCCCGGAUACCGAGGUAGUCCGGGCAGUAAAGGUAUAGCUGGAAAUCCUGGUUUGCCUGGAUUUCCAGGCAGUCCAGGUGCAAAAGGAGAACCAGGCCUUCCUGGAUUCCCAGGAACACCAGGUAUUCCAGGACCAAAAGGUAUGGAGGGGCCUCCAGGUAGUCCUGGCCUGCCUGGACCACCUGGACCAGUAGGUGAUACUGGUCUUCCUGGCCCUCCUGGUCCUUCAGGGGAGAAGGGACAGCCUGGUCGAGAUGGUAUCCCUGGACCAGCUGGUCAGAAGGGCGAACCAGGUCUACCAGGUUUUGGGCACCCAGGACCUCCAGGACUUCCAGGAUUGUCAGGACAAAAAGGAGAACGGGGGUUACCUGGCCCACCGGGGACCCCUGGACUUCCAGGUCUGAAGGGAGAACCAGGUUUCCAGGGAUUCCCUGGUCUACAGGGUCCACCAGGUCCACCAGGAUUACCAGGGCCACCUCUAGAAGGUCCUAAAGGUAGCCCUGGCACACCAGGUGUUCCAGGAAGGCCAGGUCCACCAGGCCCAGAAGGUCCACGAGGGCCACCAGGCAGUGGAGGACUUAAAGGUGAAAAAGGGAACCCGGGUCAGCCUGGCCCACCAGGCCUGACUGGUCAAAAGGGAGAUCGAGGACCACCUGGACGCCAGGGGGAUCCUGGUCGUCCAGGUCUGAAUGGAAUGAAGGGUGACCCCGGGGUUCCAGGCGUUCCAGGAUUCCCAGGAAUGAAGGGCCUCACUGGACCUGCAGGACCUGCUGGCCACACAGGCAGUCAAGGACUGCCAGGUCCACCAGGUCCACCAGGUUUACCAGGUACCAUUGGACGAAGCAUUGUUGUCAAAGGUGACCCUGGUCCUCCGGGUUCUCCAGGGCAGCCUGGGUCGAAAGGGCCACCGGGAUUGCCAGGGCCACAGGGAUUGCCAGGUCCAGUUGGUCUUCCUGGUGACCCAGGGCGAGAUGGACUACCUGGUUUUGAUGGUCCAGCAGGACAUAAAGGAGAGAGAGGUCUUCCAGGCCAACCAG